CCAGGCGAGCUUGAUGAGCUCCCCGCCAACUCAAGGAACUCGUAGAGAAGGGUUGGAUCCGGCCGAGUAUCUCUCCUUAUGGGUCUCCAGUACUAUUCAUACCUAAGAAGAAGGAGGGUACACUUAGGAUGUGCAUUGACUAUAGGGGCCUCAAUGCCAUCACUGUGAAGAACCGAGAGCCCCUACUGCGCAUCGAUGACUUGUUAGAUAGAGUGCAAGGGUGUCGGUACUUCAGUAAGAUAGAUUUGAAGUCCGGGUACCAUCAGAUUGCAAUCCGGUCCGAGGAUCAACACAAAAUCGCCUUUCAGACCAGGUACGGUCUGUACGAGUUUGUGGUGAUGCCUUUCGGCCUUUGCAAUGCUCCUGGCACCUUUCAGCACGCUAUGAAUCAGAUAUUCCAUGACUACUUGGAUAAGUUUGUCAUCGUGUACCUCGAUGACAUACUUAUUUCUAGUAAGGCUGUCGAAGAGCACGUUGCACAUUUGGACAAAGUCCUCAGCCUCUCGCGACAGCACAAGUUCAAGAUCAACGGUGAGAAGUGCGAGUUUGGCCGCACCCGUGUCUUGUACUUGGGUCAUGAGAUUUCCGCGGAAGGGUUGAAGCCCGAUGACGCGAAGGUGGCCAGCAUCUGUGAUUGGCCACGUCCUCAGUCUGUGAUUGAGAUGAGAUCUUUCUUAGGAAUGACAGGCGACUAUAGGACUUUCGUUAAGAACUAUAGCAUAGUGGCCGCUCCUUUGACUGAUCUGACCCGCCUUGACACCCCAUGGGAGUGGACAGACGAGUGCGAGGCUGCUUUCAGACACUUGAAGCAUGCGUUGACGCACUACGAGGUCUUGAAACUUCCUGAUUCUGACAAGCCAUUCAUAGUCACCACGGAUGCUAGCCAAUAUGGCAUUGGCGCCGUGCUUGCGCAGCAGGAGGGGCCAAAGUUGAGGCCAGUAGAGUACAUGUCCAAGAAAAUGUCGUCUCAGAAGUUCGCUAAGUCCACUUAUGAGAAGGAACUCUACGCGGUGUACAAGGCUCUCACCCAUUGGAGACACUAUCUCCUUGGGAGGUUCUUCAUCCUCAGGACUGAUCAUCAGACUUUGAUAUGGAUGAGAACCCAGCCGAUACUCUCUGACGCUCUCAAGCGUUGGAUCGAAGUCAUUGAGCAAUAUGACUUUGACCCUCACUACCUCAAAGGGGAGUACAACAAGGUUGUUGAUGCCUUGUCGCGCAGACCGGACUUCUCAGGUGUGCUGAUUACUGAGUUCGAUCUGACGAGCAAUGUUACUCAGUCUCUGGUAGAAGCCUAUCGCCAAGACCAGUUUAUGUCUGAGAUCAUACGCAGACUUCAGGCGAACGACAAGAAGACUUCCGCCGAGUUUGAGUUGGUCAAUGGCUUGCUGUUCCUUGAGAAGGCAGGGAAUAAACGCUUGUGUGUUCCAAAUAGCGAGUCUUUGCGUAGUUCGUUUUUAGGUGAGUGUCAUGAUGCCACCGACCAUUUUGGGUACAAGAAGACCACAACUAACUUGCUGCAGCGGUUCUGGUGGCCCACGAUGAUGCGAGAUGCCCAGCUGUACGUGGAGACUUGUCAAGUUUGUCAACGGGACAAGCCACGUACUCAGGCUCCUCUUGGGCUGCUAAAGCCCCUUCCGAUUCCAGAACGGCCUGGCGAGAGUCUGUCCAUGGAUUUCAUGGAUACUCUAAUCACCUGCAAGAGUGGGAUGCAACACAUCUUUGUCAUCGUGGAUAGAUUUAGUACCUUGGAAUUUGCUGACCGCUAUGAACAGAAGAUGCAGCAGGCUGUAGAACAGAUGCAGAAGGCGCAGGCUGCAAUGAUAGAGUAUGAAAAUAGACACCGCCGGCAUUCUACAUUUCAGGUUGGGGAUAGGGUCUGGGUUAAGUCGUCGGAACUGGGACAGGAGCACGGGAUUUCCCGCAAACUCAUGCCCCCGUACUUUGGACCCUGGGAAGUCUUGGAUAUCGUUGGGACAGAUUCGGAUGGGCCAUCCUAUGUUAUCCGGAUACUUGGUCAUCUCCGCACUUACCCUGCCUUUCACGCCUCCAAACUGACACCUUUUGAAGAGACUGAUCAGUUUCCAUCUCGUCGCUCAAUGCUGCCCCCAACCAUGGACGAAGAGGUGGACAUCGAUGAUAUUGUGGAUCACAGAGCGCCGCCGGUAUCAAGACCAGCAGGCCGGGGACGUCCUCCAAAACCGAAGCUUCAGUACCGUGUUCAGUUCCGGCAUCACACUCAUCCGAAGGAGGACCGCUGGUUCACCAGGGAAGAGCUCAUGCAGACCGCUCCUCAAGUUGUAACCCAAUACGAGAGAUCUCCGCAGAAGGGAAAGCGCCCUAUGAUCGAAGACUGAGCUUUUCAGAGGACUGUUGAAGUUGAGGAGGAGGGAAUGCGAGGCCAUUGCCUCUAUGAGCCCCAUAAGGCCCCAUUUUUGCAGCCCAUCGGCCGCCCUAAAUGAAGGCAGGCUCGGCGA
Molecule: messenger RNA, 2474 nt
Organism: Chara braunii
Lineage: Eukaryota; Viridiplantae; Streptophyta; Charophyceae; Charales; Characeae
Source: the annotation of a GenBank genome assembly